Heterostelium album PN500 is the source of this 2784-nucleotide messenger RNA. RefSeq names its product heavy metal translocating P-type ATPase (gene atp7a). The transcript has 5 exons. Lineage: Eukaryota; Evosea; Eumycetozoa; Acytosteliales; Acytosteliaceae. The record is from RefSeq and is a predicted model, not a curated record. The coding region runs from base 1 to 2784 and encodes 927 amino acids. Gene Ontology annotation, molecular function: ATP hydrolysis activity; copper ion binding; ATPase-coupled monoatomic cation transmembrane transporter activity. Gene Ontology annotation, cellular component: membrane. Gene Ontology annotation, biological process: monoatomic cation transport.
AUGUCAUAUAUUAAAUUAGAGGUUAUCAAUGAUACCUCUGAUGAAAGAAUCGAUAUCAGUGAUGGAGCUGCCAAAGAAUCUAGUCUAAAGAAGGCUGUCUUUAGUGUACAUGGUAUGACUUGUUCAUCAUGUGUCGGUAUCAUUGAAUCGUUUAUGUCCAAUGUAGAUGGUAUCAUUUCGAUUCAAGUUGCAUUACUUCAAGAGACUGCCGAUGUUAAAUUUAACCCAUCUAUUAUAAAUGAAGAAGAGAUUGCUGAACAAAUAAAUUCAGUUGGAUUUGAAGCAAAGCAUAUAAAACAAGCGGAACAUAAUACUUUGAUGUUACAGAUUGGUGGUAUGACAUGUUCAUCAUGUGUCGGUAUCAUUGAGAGUAUCGUUGGUCAAAUGGAUGGUGUAACAGAGAUUAAAGUAAAUCUUGCAUUAGAGAAUGCUAGAAUCAUGUAUGAUCCUGAUUUAACUGGUGCAAGAAAUAUUAUUCAACAAAUUGAAGAUGUUGGAUUUACAGCUAAUUUACCAUCAACAAAUAUAGAAGAUACAAAGAAUCUACAAAAAGAAGAGAUUGCAAAGAUACAAAGAGUUCUAUUUAUUAGUGUUUGUUUCACCGUACCUGUAUUUUUAAUUGGAAUGAUAUUACAUAAAGUUACAUUUUGUCAAUUUUUAUUUACAAGACAAAUUGUACAUGGUGUUAGUAUUGCUGAUUUUUUAAUGUUUGUGUUUACAACACCUGUACAGUUUUGGGUUGGAAAGAGAUUUUAUAUUAAUGGAUACAAGUCAUUGAAACAUGGUGGUGCUAAUAUGGAUGUUUUGGUUGCACUUGGUACUAGUUGUGCGUAUUUCUACAGUUUGAUGGUUAUGAUUAUGGAUAUGAUGAAUCCAGAGUUACCAGAGACCAAUAUGGAGAUGAAGACCUUUUUCGAUACUUCUGCUUCGUUGAUUACCUUUAUUUUGUUGGGCAAGUACUUGGAGAUCAUUGCCAAAGGAAAGACAUCGGAUGCCAUCAAAAAGUUGAUGUCACUUCAAGCGACCAAAGCUAUUCUCUUGGGAACCGACGGUAAUGGUAAUAUUCUAGAGGAGCGAGAGAUUGAUAUCGAGUUGGUACAACGUGGUGAUAUUCUCAAGGUGUUACCAGGUAGUAAGAUUCCAACCGAUGGUAUUGUAGUUUCCGGUGUUUCCAGUGUUGACGAAUCGAUUAUCACUGGUGAAUCGAUGCCUGCAACCAAGCAAGCCAAUGACAAGGUGAUUGGAGGUACUGUCAAUCAAAAGGGUGUUCUUCAUGUGCGUGCCACUCGUGUCGGUGGUGAUACUUCGCUCUCGCAGAUCAUUCGUUUGGUUGAGCGUGCUCAGACCGAGCGUGCACCCAUUCAAUCGUUGGCCGAUAAGAUUAGUGGUGUGUUUGUACCGGCAGUUGUUAGUUUGGGAUUGCUGACAUUUUUCGUUUGGAUUGGUAUUGGUGCUUCCGGUGCAAUCGAUAAGAUCAUAGAGAAUGCCAAUUCCACUGUAUUCCAAUUUGCUCUGAGAAAUGCCAUCUCUGUCAUUGUAAUUGCUUGUCCAUGUGCACUUGGAUUGGCUACACCCACAGCAGUCAUGGUUGGAACUGGUAUUGGUGCUCAAUGCGGAAUUCUAAUCAAAGGUGGAUCACAUUUGGAAACUGCACACAAGAUAUCUGCUGUCAUUUUCGAUAAAACCGGUACUCUCACCACUGGUAAACCGAUUGUAUCGGAAUCACAUAUCAUUGGAAACAAGUAUGAUAAAAAGACAUUCUUUGAGUUGGUGGCAUCGGCAGAGGCAGCCUCUGAACAUCCAUUGGCUGGAGCUAUCGUCAACUAUGCCUUUACAGUUUGUGAUGUCACUGCUACCACUGUACCAGAGAAUUUCGAGAGUAUCACAGGUUCAGGUAUUAGAGCAAUCGUCAACAAAGUACCACUGAUGAUUGGUAACAUGAAAUGGAUCAACGAGUGUGGUAUCAACUUUGCCAAGACCAUCUCUGACACCAACCGUAUCAAUGAUAUCGAAGCAAAGAUCAAACGAUUGGAAUCCGAAGGAAAUACAGUUGUUUUUGUUGUGUUGAAUGAAGAGAUCUGUGGAUUGAUUGCCAUUAGCGAUCAACUGAAACCAGAGGCACGUCCAACUAUUACCGCUCUCAAAAAGAUGGGUAUCUUCCCUUGGAUGGUUACUGGUGAUAAUCCACGUACAGCCAAUGCCAUUGCAGCACAAUGUGGUAUCACACAGGUUUUCGCAGAGGUGUUGCCAUCGAAUAAAUCGAAAAAAGUACAGGAAUUAAAACAACAGGGACAUGUCGUUGCUAUGGUAGGUGAUGGUAUCAAUGAUUCACCGGCACUCGCCGAAGCAGAUGUUGGUAUUGCUAUUGGUGCAGGUACAGAUAUCGCUAUUGAAGCUGCUGAUAUCGUUCUCGUUAAAUCGGAUCUACGUGAUGUCAUCACCGCAAUCAGUCUUUCAAAAACAACUUUUAAUAGAAUUCGUUUCAACUAUCUUUGGGCUACCAUGUAUAAUAUUCUUGGUAUACCGUUGGCUGCAGGUGUUCUUAUUCCAGCAGGUUUCAGUAUUCCACCGAUGGUUGCUGGUUUGGCAAUGGCUUUUUCAAGUAUUAGUGUAGUUUUAUCAAGUUUACAUCUUAAAAUGUAUAAGAAACCUGUUAUUAAAAUACAUAGUGAUAAUUUCCAAGCAAAUGAAUCAUCAUUUAAAAAACAUAUAUCAUUUGAAAUACCACUUAAAGGUGUACAAGUCGAACAACAAUCUUUAUUAUCUAGAGAACCCGAUCCCUAG